Messenger RNA from Pochonia chlamydosporia 170, 2100 nucleotides. Its product is annotated as aconitate hydratase, mitochondrial precursor. Gene Ontology annotation, biological process: tricarboxylic acid cycle. The transcript is spliced from 2 exons. The record is from RefSeq and is a predicted model, not a curated record. Gene Ontology annotation, cellular component: cytosol; mitochondrion. NCBI's taxonomy places the organism in Eukaryota, Fungi, Ascomycota, Sordariomycetes, Hypocreales, Clavicipitaceae. Gene Ontology annotation, molecular function: aconitate hydratase activity; 4 iron, 4 sulfur cluster binding. Bases 1 to 2100 code for a protein of 699 amino acids.
AUGUCUGCUGGCAUGGACCAGGUUGCCAACCCAUCGACAGUGCACUGUGAUCAUUUGAUUGAAGCUCAAGUUGGAGGUGAGAAGGAUCUUGCUCGUGCUAUUAGCAUCAACAAGGAGGUUUAUGAUUUCCUGUCCACCGCCUGUGCCAAGUAUAAUAUUGGCUUUUGGCGGCCUGGAUCCGGCAUCAUUCACCAGAUCCUCCUCGAAAACUAUGCCUUCCCUGGUGGUUUGCUUAUUGGAACCGACUCGCACACUCCAAAUGGCGGCGGUCUUGGCAUGGCAGCCAUUGGUGUUGGUGGCGCUGAUGCCGUCGAUGUCAUGGCGAACUUGCCAUGGGAGUUGAAGGCUCCCAAGGUUAUUGGCGUCAAGCUGACUGGCCAAAUGUCUGGUUGGACGUCUCCCAAAGGUGAGCCAAUAUCCCUAUUCAUCCUAAGUGCAUAUACAACAUUCUAUGUUAUCGUAUCCGUAACAAGGAUUUUUUGCAUGCGAUUGCAUAAUGCUAUAUACGUGGUUAAUUAUUCAGCAUUUGCGUGUAUCCUGGGCCCCCUUGUAUAUUUUAUAAUGCAACUUGACAUAGGCACUAACUGUUUCUUAAGAUAUUAUUCUGCGGGUAGCCGAUAUAUUGACUGUCAAGGGUGGCACCGGCGCCAUUGUCGAGUACCAUGGACCCGGAGUCGACAAUAUCAGCUGUACUGGCAUGGCCUCGAUUUGCAACAUGGGAAAGUCUCCGAAAUUGGAGCCACUACAUCUGUCUUCACCUUCAACGACCGAAUGUACGACUACCUGGCAGCGACCAAACGUAAAGAUAUUGGAGAUUUUGCCCGCGCCUACUCUGUAGAGCUUCGCCCCGAUCAAGGCGCUGAGUACGACCAGCUCAUUGAGCUUAACUUGUCAGAGCUGGAACCUUAUAUCAACGGACCUUUCACUCCUGACCUCGGCACUCCCAUUUCGAAAUUUAGCCAAGCUGUGAAGGAGAACGGUUGGCCCGAGGAGCUGAAGGUUGGUCUCAUCGGCUCUUGCACGAAUUCAUCCUAUGAGGACAUGUCCCGGGCAGCAUCAAUUGCUCGGGACGCUCUUGACCAUGGCCUGAAGGCCAAGGCUGCUUUUACCGUCACUCCGGGAUCCGAGCAGAUUCGAGCAACCAUUGAGCGAGAUGGACAGCUCCAGACCUUUGAGGAGUUUGGCGGUAUGGUUCUGGCUAACGCCUGUGGCCCUUGCAUCGGCCAGUGGGAUCGCCAGGACGUGAAGAAGGGCGAGGCCAACUCCAUUCUCUCCUCAUACAACAGAAACUUCACUGGUAGAAAUGAUGGCAACCCCGCCACCCAUUCUUUUGUUACCUCCCCCGACCUUGUGGUUGCUCUGACCAUUGCGGGUAGCAUGCAUUUCAACCCUCUAACAGACAAGCUCAAAGACAAGGACGGCAAUGAGUUCCUCUUGAAGCCCCCUACUGGCGACAGUCUUCCCGCUCGAGGCUUUGACCCCGGAAACGAUACUUAUCAGGCCCCUCCGAAGGAUCGUGCCAGCGUCAAUGUCCAGGUAGCCCCGACCUCGGACCGCCUCCAGGUCCUUCAGCCAUUCCAGCCUUGGGAUGGAAAGGAUGCCAAGGACAUCCCUAUUCUUAUCAAAGCCAAGGGCAAGACCACUACAGACCAUAUCUCCAUGGCAGGCCCAUGGCUAAAGUACCGUGGUCACCUUGACAACAUCUCUAACAAUAUGCUCAUCGGUGCCAUCAAUGAGGCUAAUGACGAAGCCAACAAGAUCAAGAACUUCACGACUGGGGAGUGGGAUGCUGUUCCUGCCGUUGCACGUGACUAUAAGAAGAAGGGUAUCAAGUGGGUGGUCAUUGGUGACUGGAAUUACGGAGAAGGUAGCUCCCGUGAACAUGCCGCCUUAGAGCCUCGCCACCUGGGUGGCUUAGCCAUUAUUACACGAAGUUUUGCUCGUAUUCACGAAACCAACCUCAAAAAGCAAGGAAUGCUCCCGCUCACUUUUGCCGAACCUGCUGAUUAUGACAAGAUCAAGCCUGAUGACAAGGUAAGUGAACACCGAGACAGUCUGUUUCGAUCUCCUAAGGCGUCUUUCGAAUAUUACAUGGGCUAG